Messenger RNA from Lineus longissimus, 6271 nucleotides. RefSeq lists its product as uncharacterized. The transcript has 7 exons. Lineage: Eukaryota; Metazoa; Nemertea; Pilidiophora; Heteronemertea; Lineidae. The record is from RefSeq and is a predicted model, not a curated record. Gene Ontology annotation, biological process: protein linear polyubiquitination; proteasome-mediated ubiquitin-dependent protein catabolic process. Gene Ontology annotation, cellular component: LUBAC complex. The coding region runs from base 137 to 4483 and encodes 1448 amino acids. Gene Ontology annotation, molecular function: ubiquitin-protein transferase activity; ubiquitin binding; zinc ion binding.
ACGUGCAUGUGAUGUUGUUGUUGCAGCCACAUUUAUUAUGCGGAAAAAAGCACCGGGAAGGUUUCAUUCUUGUAUACAAAUGAUGUACGUGAAUUCCAUGAUUUACCUGAUGCUGAUGUUAGACUAAUACAACGGUAUGAUGGACGAGACCCGCAAGCGCCCCUACGUCGAUGAUGUUCCGAAUGGAUCAGCUGAUAUCAACUUUGAGACGGGCACGCUGGAGGAGCGACAGUCACCCCGAAAGCGUCGACGUCACUCUUCUGGAUGCUCUCUAGACUUAAAUAGUGAUGACGUGAAUGGCAUUGGCAACAAGACAGUAAGCUUUACUUUGAAGAGUGACAGCGACAGCGAAGCUGAGUCCGGCUGGAACAAUGCUGAAAUAGCAAGUGUCACCUCUCCUCUCGAGACACCUGUUGAAUAUGUGGAAAGUCGUUUAUUAUUCAACCCGGUUGACUUUGCUAAAGAUUUGGCAUUGAAAGCCUUCCGCAGAGUUGAUUCGACUGCUUCGGAACUCAACUGUUUAGCGGAUCCAAAUUUGAGUGAGAAUGUUGUGGAGACACCGGAUGAUGCGAUUGCAAGAGAUCCGUUCUCUUCCCUUGGAAGUCGGGGGUUUAUUAGAACGGAGGGCAUUGGAAUUGGAUCUGAUACAAAGCGUCUGGUUUCUACUCCAGGCAGUGACGUUCUGUCCCCUAGUGACAUUUUCAAGGGGAAUUUGCAUGCUUUGAAAAGCCAUGACAACACUAUGAAAGAGCGUUUUGUUAAGCCGGUUGUUUCCAAACAGUCUUCAAAUGAUUUGGAGUGGAUUGACGCGUGUCCAGAUUGGCUACGUGAUGAUUACUUCGAUAAAGAGAUGGCUAAGAUAGAUUCUGGUUUGCCACGGCAGAGUAGUAAGCUCUCUUUGGUAGAUAAGGCAGAGGAGAAUCCACCUCUUUUGUCUAGUGAUGAUGCCCCCAGUAGAGAUAAGUUUGAGACAAUUGUUGCAGAGCCUGAAUCCAGAGAGUUCAGCAGGAGGGAAAGAAAGAAAUCGGUCACGCUGGUAGUACUGCCUGCUGAAAGUGACGAACUGGAUGAUGAUACGACAUCUGCCAACAGCCUUGGUGUUUUUGAACCAGAUAAGGACUUAAUUGAUGCUCAGAGUUCAGCUUCGAGACCAAAACGCAAAAAGUUGAAAAUUCGCAGACGACAUUGUAGCCGGGGUAAAAUGGGUCCACCCGCGUAUUACAGGAAUCAACCAAGUCAUGUUGAAGAUGGUGAAGAAUCGAGAGAGGAUGAGGAGGUUUUUGCCAAAGAGCAAGAUUUCUCACUGAAGGGCCGGGGGAAGAACUGGCCACCGCCUAACGUGCCUAAGUACCAGGCCCAAGCAGCUGUCUCUACUGACGCUCCGCCUGAGGCCUCGCGGCUGAUUGACGAUGCUUCUAGUACUCAAGAAUAUGAACUGUCCUUAAGUCAAGAAAAUACAACAAGCGAGGUUCUGUCCGUUCGUGAUCAGAAUCAUAAUGACGAUAUGCAUUUGAACUCCAUGCCAAGUUACAGCAAUGAAAAGGAGAAACCGGUUGAAGUUACAGCUGGAGGACAUGGUACUGCUGAUGAGCAGCCCAAGCCCAAGGAUUCAGAAACAAGCUGUUCUAGCGUUGGUGGACUUGACAUUGGCCCAGCCGAAAUAUCCGAGGAACAAAUCCGGACGGAUGCUCCGGUAUCCGUUGAUGUGCCGGAAGUAGAUAUCGGCGAUGGUCAAUUAAAUUUUGAGAGGGAUGUGGGAACUGAGGGAAGAAAACCACAACUUGAUGUUAUGGGGAGUGAAAAACUUGAAACGGUGCCAAUGGAGGAAGGUUCCAAUUUGGAGUCGAAUGUUGUCAGCGACGCAACUCCAUAUGAAGAGGUUGAUGCAGCUGUCGUCAACUCUGGCAACGAGACGAAUCCUUCAACUUCUGUCACAACUAGUCCUGGGGCACCGAAUAUCACUCGGUCUACUUCCAAGUUAUCCCUUGCAAAGAUUGCAUCAUUGCAACGAGAUGCGCAGAAUAUUGCCAAUAUUUUGGGUGGGUCGAACGUUGAUGUGAUUUAUGAAAAGUUAAAUGAACGGCGAAAAGAGGAUAAUAGGGUCGAGGCAGUUAUGAAUGACAUUUUGGAGGGGAAUAUUGUAGUCGAGGAUAGGUCAGGCAAUGAGGGAAGUGCUAUUGAAGGGGUUUUGAAUACUGUGGGUACGUCAGUUGGAGAAGAGGAAGUGGACAUUUUGGCUGAUACAGAGGUCAUUCUGAAAAAGCUUCAGACCGAACAUGGCAUUGAGGAUGUGGAUCCAAAUGAAGUGUUUGGAUUGGUGGAAGCAAGUGCAGAGUUUGUGAAUGGUCGCACUAAUCGCAUAAAUCGGGUUAUUUCUGGAAUCUUAUCUGGGAGACAAACUGACAAUCGGACGGUCCAUGACAUUAAAAACAAUGACGAUGAGGAUUUAUUUUUGCAUGAUGUUGAUCAGCUUGUUAAAAAGUUUCCAAACGUCGACCAAUUCCAGAUCUAUACUUUGCUGGAUGCGCAUCGCGGAGAGAAUGAUAGGGUCGAUGUUGUCCAAAAUGAACUUACAAACGGUCGAGCGCCUGUGGAAAAUUCAGGCGUCAAGGAGGUGGCUGCGGCCGAGGUUGUCAAUCAAGACCCCCUGUAUGACGACAUGAUACGGGUUGCCAGGUUGUUCCCGCACAAAGAUAGAAAUGAAAUCUAUGCAUAUUUAGAGGCUCACCAUGAGGAGGCCGAUCGGGUACAAGUUGUCACGGAGGAAUUUUUGAGGAUGUCACAGGAAGGAGAAGAUGUGGAAGUUAUGCGAGGAGAAGAGCCUGCUCCAGCAUCAAGACCACCAUCGGCUACUGCAGCAUCUGAGUCGAGAGAUACUCUAGAUAUCUCUCUUGAAGAACAGGUUCAGAAUCUCUCGGCAAUAUUCCCAGAUUGUGAUCCGAAUUAUCUUUAUGAACAACUUGAAGUCUUGAAAAACGACCCCGAGCGUGUCAAAAAUCUAGCGUCCACCUUGUUUGAUCGGAGGACUUAUCCGAAGAAAAAGGAUGUGUUGGAAGAGCAACGGAAACACGAAGACCGCCUCAAAGUUUGUGGGAUGUUGAGUACAUUCAGACUAAAUGAGUUUUUAGAGUUGUUCCCUGAUCCUGUUGCAGUCUUCUGUAGUGAGGAGAAAUCUGUGUCGGAGUCCUACAAGAAGCACGUCUAUGUCCAUCUGAUGAACACCUUCCCCUAUCUCCGGGAGGAACAUAUCAAAACGACGAUGGAGAAACACACGGGUCAUCUGACGACAACGUUAAAAGAACUCGAGGAAGAGGUGGCAAAUGGUGAUCUCCGCACCAAGAGGUCACGGUCUGCAUACCCACAGAAGUUCCUCAAGAAAAAACGCUCCAUCUCGGAUCAGAUGACGUUUCCAGAAGAGCCCGAUGAGUACUUUUAUAAAGAACUUGCAUUCACUAGGAACGAGGUUAAGAUUAAAGAUCACUUGGAAACGCAGAAAAAAGUUCGGGAAAACAAAAUCGAGCGAGCAAAGAAAAACGGUGAGCUAUAUGAAUGUCCGUGUUGUUACGAGGACGAAUGCCUGUUUGAAGAUAUGAAAGCGUGCGUCGAUGGUCACCUGUGCUGUGCCGAAUGUGUCCGCCGGUCGGCCGAGGAGAAUAUCGGGAGUAGCAAAUUGACGUUUCCGUGUUUGCACGGGGAUUGUGAGGAGGAAUACACCAUGAAGACGUUGCAGGAGGUCUUACCCUCGAACGUUUUCUCCGGACUCCUCAACAAGAUUCAAGAGGAGGAAGUGAAGCAGGCGGGGAUCGAGAACUUGGUCUCGUGUCCGUUCUGUAGCUUUGCCACGAUCAUGGAGGAUGAGAAUGACAAAGUUUUACGUUGCCAGAAUCCGGAUUGUUUGAAAGAAUCGUGCCGUCUGUGCCAGGAACCCAACCACAUCCCUUUGAAAUGUGAGGAAGUGGAGAAACAAGGUCAGACGAACAUGAGGACAUACAUCGAGAACAAGAUCUCGGAAGCGAUGAUCCGGACAUGUUGGAAAUGUAAGAAACGGUUCUACAAGAUCGAGGGUUGUAACAAGAUGAGGUGCAGCUGUGGUGCCACCAUGUGCUACGUCUGCCGAGCGCCAAACAUUGAUUAUGAUCAUUUCGGAAAUCCACACGAUAAAAAUGCGUGUCCUCCCCAAACGGACAUCUAUGAGCUGCAUCGCAAAGAGAUGGAGAAGGCUGGGCUCCUUGCCAAGAAGGAGUACGAGGAUAACCAUCCUGAUAUUGCCGCCGGAUUGAAGUUUGAUCCAUUAGAGCAUGUUAAAGAUGCCACGACUGCCAGACAUCCAUCAGGUUACCCCCCGGCGUACUAUGAUGAAGACGAUGAAGAUGAUGAAGAAGAUGACUCUGAUUUUUCUAAUGAUGAGUAUGACAGAUAUGGAGAUCGUCGACGGCGUUACCAUGAUUAUUAUGAUGAAGAGGAGGAUGAGGAGUAUUAUUAAUCAUUUCUAUCAUGGCUGUGUUGAUUAUUUGUCCUAAAGAUGGCUAGAACCUGUUAGACAUGUUUAAAUGAAAUUACAGUUACUGUCAUACAAAGAAAAUUCUGUUUAAAUGAAAUUACAGUUACUGUCAUACAAAGAAAAUUCUGUUUAAAUGAAAUUACAGUUACUGUCAUACAAAGAAAAUUCUGUUUAAAUGAAAUUACAGUUACUGUCAUACAAAGAAAAUUCUGUUUAAAUAAAAUUACAGUUACUGUCAUACAAAGAAAAUUCUGUUUAAAUGAAAUUACAGUUACUGUCAUACAAAGAAAACUCUGUUUAAAUGAAAUUACAGUAAGUGUCAUACAAAGAAAAUUCUGGUUUACACUUAUGCUGUAUUUGAAUGUUAACCCUUGAUGGGUCGAAGAGGGCGUUCGGAAAUCCCAUUUAUUCAUUCCAACAGAUCCCGCUAGGAUCAUAAAUCAUUUUGUCAGUCAUCUAUAAUUUCUGAGUCUGUACAAUCUCAUUUUUUGUUUUUUGACAGAAUUGUUUUGAAUAUAUAGAUAUUGUCAUGUUGAUUCCCUGGUUGAACAUGUUAUAACACAUCGGGAACCAUGGUGACCUUGUCCUUUGUGGGUUCAGAGUGCCAAAUGGUACUUUCAACUGGCCUGAAAUUGCCAGUGUAGCGCAGUGUUAUAGGUGCACUCCUUAAUUUUGAUGGAAAUAUCUGGAUUAUGCUGAGAAAAGAAUGUUAAGUGCUUUGCGACAGCACUCGUAUACAGACAGUAUACAUGUAAAGCACUGUAUAGGAACUCGCAUUUCAUUUAACAUUUUUAUGGUUCAUGCGUCGAGAUAACUCAUUUUGUAUUAUUUUUUAGAAUAGUAGGUUCCAGAGAAGUAGGUUUGUACAUACUUUUGCUGGAUAGAUAGGUACGUAUUAGGGGGAAACUAGUAUGGCUGUUGACGCUUUACUUGUGCCAUUUUACACUUUUUCAAGGAAAGAAGAAGUUAAAGCCAGGUUAAAAUCAUCACAGAACCCAACUAUUACACUUUCUGCAGUCAAUAUACUUCAUUGCCAAUGGCGUAAACCUUCGGGAAGGCUGCCCUUACGUAGUGCGAGUCUGGUUUAUUUGCACCGGUAUGCUGAUUGAAAGUGACAAUAGAUGGGGUUCUGUUGUGGCAGAUGUAUUGAGGGGUUCAAGGAAUCAUGGGAGUGCCAUUUAUCCCUAUGAAAUAGCUUUGACAAAGGAUUCUGGCGGGUCUGCUGUGGCCCGGAAUAUGUAUAUCCACUGUCGCUUGUGAUGUCAUACAUGUAUAAUUAGCAGACCUGUGUUAUAUUUCAUGGUGAUUAUUAUAGUCUGUUAUGCUCUGUUAUAUAUAGAUUGUAUUAAGUAAGCUGAUUUAUAGUGUUUAUUACUGUGUAAAUUCUAUUCAGCGGUGCACAUGAAUCUCCAUCUGUGAACAUCUCCCGGUAAUUGCUGUCUUCAGAAACGUUAGGCCAAUACCUGAUUGUAGUCUAAAAGUGCAAGAUGCAUACAUCGUACACAACGUUGUACAUUGUAUUGUAAAAUCUGAUCAUUAUACAUAACAUCUACUUAAUCUACCAAAUUACAAAUACAACAGACUAUGUUAAACUGCACAAUGAAAAGUACAUGUAUUCCUUAUAAUGCAUUGUGCUAUAAAUAGCAUCUUGUCAUUUUUUGAGCGCUUUGUGAGUGUUUGAUAAUGUGCCAUUGUUAAUGCAAUAAUAUUAUUUCUAAAUUUGUACAGACAGAUAUAUGAAUUUGUAAAGAAAGACCGUGUAUUACGUAA